GUCGCGCCGGCGCCUCAUGGUGACGUCGCCGUUGCAUAGCGAUGAGGCAUUAGCGCUUCCGGGGUGUGGGGCAGGGCGGCGGGGGGAGUUUCCCCGAUGGGGUUGUUGUCCUGACUCCCUCGCAAGGCCCGAAGCGAUGGGAAGCGGCAGGGGCGGCCGCCGCCAGCAACGCUCACGCCGCCGCCUCCGCUCCUCCGACCGCUCCUCGCCGCUGUAAUGGCGACCUUCACUACGACCAGCAACGAAGCCGCUGCUGCCGCAGGCGCGCUGCCGCCGGAAGGUCUCGGAGCCGAGCCGGUGCUGGACGAGUUCACGGCCCCGGCGGAGAAGAGCGGCUCCCUGGAGCGGAGCCGCGCCAGCAUCGAGCGCCUGUUCCGGGUCCGCCUGGCCAUCCUGGGGUCGCUGAGCAGCGGCGGUUGGGCCGCUCUAGAUCUCGGGCAGCAGCAAAGCGCCGCCGCCGGGCGCAGGAUCUGGCUGAGCCUCCGAGGCCAGCGGGAGGACGUUCGGGCCGCCAAGGUAUGUUGGGGGGGAUGUUAAUCUCUUAUUUGUUUUAAUGCAUUCAUACCUUAUCAUCUCUCCAAAGCAGUUCAAGAUAGCUUAUCCAUUGUUCGUUAGUUUGUUUAUUUCCUUUAUUGCCUUUACAGACCACCUUUUUCUACUCCCAAGGAGCUCAGUUGUUUUUCUCCCCCCCCUCUAAUCCCCAUAGCAACAACCCCGGGAGGUAGGUUAGGCUGAGAGGAAGUGACCGUGUCCCCAAGUCACCCAGUGAGCUUCAUGGCCCAGUCGUGGGGUUUGAAUCCUGGUCUCUUCCAGGCUUCUGCCUGACACACCACUGCACCUCCUGCUCUUUGUCCUCACCACAACCCUGUGAGGUUGUAGAAGCAGAGGACAUCCAGUGCAGAUGAAUGUCGGAGGGUUCAGGGCAGAUGAAAUAAAGGGCUUCUUCACGCAGCGCAUAGUAGUAGGCAGGCAAGGGAGGGUGUAUGUGUAUUUAAAUUUUACAUGAAUAUCCCACCUUUCCUCCAAGGAGCUAAAGGUGGCAAAUACACUUUACUUCCUCCCCAAUAAUCCUGUGAGUUAGGUUGGGCUGAGAGUGAGUGACUCGCAGGAGGUCACUUAGUGAGAGCUUCAUAACUGAGUGGGAAAAUUGGCCUCCCAGCUCUUAGUCCAGCACUGCACCACAACUCCUCUGGACGGCUUCUGUUUUAAUAAGGCUGUGAUAUAUUUGUGUAUAUAGGGAAAUGAUUUUGAUUCAGUGGCAGAACAUUUGCCUUCAUGUAAAAGCUCCCAUCUUCAAACCCUUCCAUCACAAAGCAGGGGUGGGAAAGACCUCCAAUUGAAACCGUGGUACUAACAGUCAGGGUUGACAAUACAGAACCAGAUGGAUGAAUGAUCUGCCUCAGUAUAAGGCAGCUUCCUGUAUUUGUGUAUUUGUAUAUAGCUGAGGUGGGGAGGCUGUAGCCUUGUUGCACUACAGCUCCCACAAUCCCUGGCUGUUGUCCGUGUUGACUAGGCUGAUGGGAGUUGGGGUCCAACAACAUAAGGACAGUCACAGGCUCCCCCGUCCUUGGUAUAUUGUGUGUAAAAUAGAGAGAGAAAGCCCAAGUCAUGCUGGGUAAGAUCAAAUGUCUCUCUAGUCCAGUAUUCCCCGCCUUGUCUCUGAGAAGCCUACAAGCAGGACUUAUGACCUUCUGCGGGCAAAGCAGAUGGUGUACCACUGAGCUACAUCCCUUCUCCUUAUAGAUGAAGGCAGGAACCCUUUCCUGUUGUUGCUCCCCAGCAAUUGAUAUUGUUAUGGCACCAUGUGUGCAAAUGGUUCUUUUUAAAAAAAACCCGGAUAUGACAGCUUCCUCUCUGAGGGCUUAAAAUCUAAACUAUACACAGGGAAUGGAGGAUAGGGAGGAAUGAAGGCUGGGGAAGAUUGUGAUAUUUCAACAGCAUGUGCGUUGGCUUGGUUACAUUAAGGUAUAGUAUAGGGGGAUGAUCCAAAAGUUUCCUGGAAAAAAAUAGAGACAUUAUGAUAUCUGAACCUGGAGGCUACACAUAGCCAUUUUGACUAGUAGUUGUUGAUAGCCUUACUGUGUGUGUGUGUGUGUGUGUGUGUGUGUGUAUGAUGUAACACCUGUUAUUAUAUCAUAGCAUUAAAGCAACCAAACAGCUCUGCUAACAAGUAGGUUAUGAUCCCAGUGCAGGCAUAGGCAAACUCAGCCUUCCAGAUGUUUUGGGACUACAACUCCUAUCAUCCCUGACCACUGGACCUGUUAGCUAGGGAUGAUGGGAUUUGUAGUCCCAAAACAUCUGGAGGGCCAAGUUUGCCUAUGCCUGUCCUAGUGGGAUACUAUCUUACACUGGUUUACAAUAUAUGAAAGUAAGGUUUAACAAGCCAAUUUUCAUUGGGUCAUUCAUUUCCUUUCAUGUAGCACCCACAUACACGUUCAGAUCUGUUCUGUCUGUGCACACACAAAUAAUAGAAUUUAGUGUGUAUAUUACUCAUUUUGAGUCCAUGAGAUAGGGUGGGGUGUAAAUGAGUUUCCUUCUUCCUCAUUCAAGUAUGUGUGUGCAUACGUGCUUGCACAUAUAGACAUGCGGAAAAGGGAUUUAUAGAACACCCUAUCCUAAGGGUGAGCUGUAUAUAUUUUACACCUGACAAGAGAAUGGUUUUUGCCCACCCUUACCAUAAGGGCUCAAGGAGGUUAAUAGCUUCAGGUACAAUAGAACCUGAUUAUAACUCAGUGGCCUUAAGGCCUUGAGAUAGAGUAUUUCUCUUGUGUACAAUGUAUGUCAACAAAAUGCACAUGCAUCUUAUUGUGUGUAUCUAAAAAUACAGGCAACAAUUGUUUUAUGUUUAUCCAAUCUGCGUGGCGACGGGGCCAACUGAUGCAUGCUCCGCUGACACGCAAGGGGGUCAGGAGCAUGAUCCCCACACAAAACGAGGCUCUUUAGUUAAGGCAAACUAUAUGUAUUUGAGUGUGUAGAAAAUAAGCACAAGAGGGAUAUAUUUGCUUUAUAGCAUGCCUUAUUCUGAGGGCUCAGGGUGAGUUAGAGCCACUCAACAAGUGUGAGAAGCCUGCUGUUUCAGGAUUAGCUGUUGCUAUGUAAAAUUUUGUAAUGGACAAAGGUCAUGAAUCUGCCUUGGCAGCAUCCCAUCAAUUUUAACAAUUUUUAAAUGUUAACACUCAGUUGGCACCAUGUUAACUUAUCUUAUGGAGAGCCAGUGUGGUGUUGUGGUUAAGAGCGGUAGUCUUGUAAUCUGGUGAACCGGGUUCAGUCUCCGCUCCUCCACAUGCAGCUGCUGGGUGACCUUGGGCCAGUCACACUUCUCUGAAGUCUCUCGGCCCCACUCACCUCACAGAGUGUUUGUUGUGGGGGAGGAAGGGAAAGGAGAAUGUUAGCCGCUUUGAGACUCCUUCGGGUAGUGAUAAAGUGGUAUAUCAAAUCCAAACUCUUCUAUCUCCUUUUCUGGGGUCCUCAACAGCAUGAUCUACAAAUGCAGCUCCUGCCACCUGAACUAAAGCUUGCUGUAGUGGGAGUUGCUUUCAGGGGAACUGCAAAGCCUUCUCUAUUGUAAUCUUCAAAAUCAGCAAAAGACUCUUUUCUUCUGCUGGACUUUUUGAGAUUUAUAAGGUUGCCCUCAACCAGGACUGUAUCCCUCUGGGCAUAUGAUGUGCUGAUACUAGCAAGACGCUGACCAUCAAUCUGGGGACUCAGUGUACGUUUCUUGAUACCUGUUUGUACUUCUCAGUUACACAAAUAUUUGAGUAUACUGUGUAGAGGGAGGAGGAAGAGAUUUCUAAAAAAAAAUGCAGUGGAACAGGAGCCUGAGCUGGUGGCUGGCCAGCAAGUACUUAGGGUGCCACUAUCACAAAAAAAAUAAGCAUGUGGGUGACAGAUGGAAGGAGAGAAACAUGUGGCCUUGAUGGUGCUGCCCUUCAGCAGUAUUGCAUACUCAUUUCUAGUUCCACAAUUAACUGGCAAAUCCUGGCCCAUUACGAAUUUCCAAAGACAUGGGGCCAGCACUUGCCAAUUAGUUGUAGAACCUUGUUAAUAGCAAUUUGUGGGUUGUGGAAAUGGUGCCAGCCCAAUAAGAAAAGAGAGAACUGCCAACACACAGUGCCCAAAAUGAAGGAGGCGAGGGAGACAGGAAAAGCUUUGGAGUGAUUGCCAGUUGUUAGGUUGGAGGGGCUUGAAAUUUGGGCCACCCAUCGGUUUGCAAAAUUGUUAUAUGUUUUUAUGCAUGGAAUAAGAUUUUUUUUUUGCUUCAGCCAAAUAAAAGAUUUUCCUUAAAUGGUACUGUUCUUGAAUGUAUGGAAGAGAUAUACUUAUAUAUCCCUUAAAAAAACAAAAGAAUUAUAGAGAAGCCGCUUAGUGCUUUAUAUAGGGGACAUACUUGGCCAUACAUCCUUAUGAGUGUGUCUUGCUUUCCUAUCAGGCAAGUACCGUAUUUUUCGCCCUAUAGGAUGCACUUUUUCCCCUCCAAAAAUGAAGGGGAAAUGUGUGUGCGUCCUAUGGGGCGAAUGCAGGCUUUCGCUGAAGCCUGGAGAGCGAGAGGGGUUGGUGUGCACCGACCCCUCUCGCUCUCCAGGCUUCGCGCAGCUCUCCACAAGCUGUGGGAGCCCGCGCCGGGCUUCCGGAGACUUCACGCAGCUCUCCGCAAAGCGCGGGAGCCUGGCGCUGGGCUCCUGCGGCUUGCGGAGAGUUGCCUGUUCUGGGGGCUGGGGUCGGGGGAAGCCCCCGCCAAAAAAACCCAUUCGUGUUUGCCUUUGGGAUCAGGUUUUGACAGUUGUUAGACCCCUGGUUUGCCUAAGAGCCUAAGCAUUUGGCAUACAAAGCAUUAUAAAAAUAGUUGCAUGUACCCUGAAAUGGGAAUCUGUUUCCCUAAACAGCAGUUUUCUCCACACACACACACCCCUCUACCACUCAGCAUAGGCACAAAGCAUAGACAAGCAUAGUCAGUAGUCAAGAACAGCAGGUGUCUAAGUCAUCUGGAGGGCUCUAGGUUGCUAAAGGUUGUUCUGCACUGACUCCAGUGGCUUCCUGGGGUUUCAGGCAGGUAAUUGAACCUGGGCUUUCUGCAUGCAAAAUCACUGAACUACAAUCCUUCUACCUACCAAAAAUAAGGUGACAUGAAUAUUUCUCCCCUUCCUUGUGUCAAGUGAGGAUUAAAAAAUACUUUUUGACAUAGAAUUGUGUGUUUUAUUGUUCAGAUGGAGGGACAGGGAGGCAGGUAGACCCCAUAAGUUUGAAUUUAUAAUCCUCAGGCCUGGCUACAUAACUGUCCAUUCUUAGUUUGGAAAUACUUUUCCAGCCCUGGACCAAAGUGUGAGAAUUGCUUUGCUACCACAGAGUUAAGCAAUUCUCUUUCAGUGUGGGCUAUUGUAAUGUCUCUAGAUUGUGGGAAAUAGGAAAGGUGAUCAGCCCACAAAGUUAUGACAUGGCUAAACCACAAAUAAGUUUUACACAGGAUAUAUUUAUAGUCACAUGCAACUUCUUUCAAAACCCACAGAAUGACACUUGCUUUACUCCUUAAAAAUAUUCAAUGUGUCUGAGGCUUGUGCUGUUUUUGCCAAUUACAGCUGUACCUUGGAAGUCGAACGGAAUCCGUUCCGGAAGUCCGUUCGACUUCCAAAACGUUUGAAAACCAAAGAGCGGCUUCUGAUUGGCUGCAGGAAACUUCUGCAGUCAAUCGGAAGCCGUGCAAGCCCCAUUGAACAUUCGGCUUCCAAAAAUAGUUUGCAAACCAGAACAGUUACUUCUGGGUUUGCGGUGUUCAGGAGCCAAAACAUUCAAGAACUAAGCUGUUCAAAAACCAAGAUACGACUGUAUGUAAGUUUGAGUUCAAACCCAGGCUCAUUCUAGAUCAGCAGAAGAGCUGCUCAGAUCUUCAGGAAGGGGCCCUUUCACACAUUAAGGAGAGGCAAACACAGGAAUGCCACAGAAAUAUACCUUAAUGUGUUGAUAAGCAUAGCUGUGUAGUACAAAUUUACAAGCAGUUUUUCAUGCUUACACUUUACACGGUUAGUUUGUAAAUCAACAUAAAUGUGUUACAGGAAAUGGCCUUAAGACUGGAUUGGGGAGAGAUUCACUGCAUGUUCAAAGGAAUUUUUGCUCAUGUGUAGGUUGUUCUGUGGUAAUAUGAAAAAUUCUAAAGAGUUAGGUUAUUGGAUGGUUUGUUUCAAAAUAUCUCUACCCUGCCUUUCUGAAUUCAGCCCCCACGGUAGCUUACAAGACAAAACACUUAGACAAUAAAAUCCUCAUUAGCAAUAUUAAAACAUAAAACUGAUAACUAAAUAGCACCAUUAGAAGAGGUAACAAUAAAAUCAAAUGCAAUGGAAAAUAAGUUGGUUUUAAUUAUGUUAACCCCACACUCAAGCUAAUAAGGCACGCAGAACAGCAUACAUAAUGUUUUGGAUCACUAACCUUUUGAGACCCAUGGGUACAUUUGGCAUUUUGAGCGACUGCUGUGAUAGCUUCUCCCAUCCCCACUCGAAUGAAUAUAUAAAUUAUUUGUGUUUCCAUGGAGGUUGGGUAAAAGCUGGAUCCAGUAGAAUUAAAACAUUUUCACUUGAAUAUGCAUGAUUUUACACAGGGCCCUCACCACCAUCAAAUUAAAACUCACAUUAGUAGACUACACUGUAAAAAAAAACCCACAGAUUCACUGCUUGCUAGCACCACUACAACAUGGAUCAUCAUGGUUUUUAGAGAAGAUGACAACAAACCAAUGGCAAACUAAAAAAUGCAUAUAUAAACACAGAGGUGACCUGUGGUUUGAGAGAAUUCCUUGUAAAAUUAUGAGGAAGCACCAUGACAGAACUGAAAAGAACUGGAUCUGUCACUUUUAUGGUUCAGUUAAUGAGAUCUGUGAUUUGGAGUGGAGUGAGGGGACUGUGAAAAAAUGAUGUAAUUUCAAUAUAAUCUGUUUUACUAGAUCUGGAUUCACCCCCUCCUUUCUCUCCGAGUCACAUUUCUUUCUCUCCGGCACUAUGUUAUUAUUCUUGCACUCUCCCUUUUGAAUCCAGCAAGCAUUCCACUCCUCCCUGAUUAUUCCCUUUUUCCUUCAGCUCCUAUUUCCCUCUUAUCCUUUCAAUCAAUCCCCUUUCUGCUCAAUUUCUCAGGUGCCUAUCUGAGCCUUGAGAAGCACACAGAGCUAAAAGAGGAAGUGGCAAAUAGUAUUGCUUACCCUACUUCCUCUGGCACCUUUUUGUGCUUUGAAGGAAAGGCGCCUUGCCACCUCAUCAUAAAGAGGCUGGUGAAUGCAGCAGGCACUGAGGUUUUGUGGGCACCAGGAAAGUACUCGAGGAUGCAUGGUGCCCGCAGGCACCAUUUGGCAAUCCCAACCUAAGGUAAACUAAGAGCAGUGGCAUACAUUUAAGAGCAGUAAAACUUGUGUGUGGUAUUUAAAUAGCCCAUCUGAAGAGGUGGAGGUGCUGACAGUUGCCUUGCUGGCGGCUCCUCCUUAUGUUCACAGGGAAGUUGGUUGUAAUGGUGUCUGUGACAGAAGGGAGAUGGUGGAGCAGCAGCUGUGAAGAUGGCCAUGACAGUCUCCCUGACAUAUUUUGCUCACAGGGUGGUUAGGUUUAGUUGGCACAGUUGAAUAUAGUUAGGAAGGUUAUUUACAGGGUAUUCUGAAAAUGAGAUAUUGUUGCAAAAAAAGGGUCCUCUUUCUAUCCAUAUGCACCAACCUAGUACCCAAAGGCAGAGGCACUAGAGCACUCAGACGAAUUAAGUUUUAAGCCCAACAGAUUCAUGCAAGGAUACUGUCCUUCAGAUACCUCAGCCACUUAAAACUUUAUACAGCCGUACCUUGGAAGUCAAACGGAAGCCGUUCCGGGAGUCCGUUAAAUUUCCAAAAUGUUUGAAAACCAAAGCGCAGUUGCAGAAGCCCCAUCAGACGUUCUGCUUCCAAAAGAACAUUCGAAAACCAGAACAGUCACUUCCGGGUUUUGAUCGUUCAGGAGCCAGAACGUUCAAGAACUAGGCUGUUCAACUUCCAAGGUAUGACUGUAUGUUUAAAAAGCAGCUUUCUGAAUUGCAUCCAGAAAUGAAUUGGGGGCUUGUGAAAGAUCCUGAAAUGCCAGCAUAUCAUGAUCAUCUGGCAAAAACUCAUUUAUGACCUCACCACAGCAUUCUGAACCAAACAAAGUUUCUGACUAGACAGUCAUCAAAUACAGUUGUUUGUAUGAUGCAUUGCAGUGACACGCACAUUUCUGUGUGCAAGUUACCUUACAGUAAAACACGCAUUUCUGGUUUUCCUUCUCAGUACUCUCUAGGCACAAGAACAGCAAUGCAAAAGAGCACGGGAUCUUUUCUUUUUGCCUCAAGCAGUUGCCCAAUUGUGGGUUUAUUACUAAGAAAUAUACCAUGCUAUUUUUUUUAAGGGGUAAAACCAUAAUGUUGCAAUUUGUAUUGUUUCCGUUGUUUAUAAGUAACCUCUUCAAAGGUGUUAAAAUUUGUGUUGGGGAUAUUAGUAUGAGAAGUACAGGUUAGGUCCUUUAAAAGAUGCCCUGUGGAUACAGAGUACAGUGGACGCUCGGGUUGCGAACGUGAUCCGUGCGGCAUGCACGUUCGCAACCUUCAGUGUGCGCAACUGCCGAAACCCGGAAGUAACGCGUUCCAGUACUUCCGGGUUUCAGCAGUCCAUAACCCAAAAAAACCACAACCUGAAGCAUGUGUAACCCGAGGUAUGACUGUACACAUGUUCCAUGAAGCCUCUUUUAAAAGACUCACCCUGUACAACUCUGUCUGAAUGCAGUACAAUACAAUACAAUACAAUACAAUACAAUACAAUACAAUACAGUAGUAUGUGCUCAUGAUUUGAAUAUAUGCUGCUGGACUUUAUUUCUGGAGUUUAUAUUAAACUUUUUGUUCUCAUAAUCUGAAAUAUACUGUUAUGUUGAAAUGGUACUAGGGCAUGCUUGUCUUCUUCUUCUCUCUCGCUCUCCUAGGACCCAUAGUUGCAAACUAGGGAUAGGUGUGACAAGGAGAAAAUGGCAUAUUUGGUAACAUGUCAUUGGACUUCUUUGGGAGAGGGAGGGAGAAUGAUUCUUACUUAGGCUUCUUCUAAACAUGUUCAUAUUUUAGAUUUAGGAAUUCUGUAGAGGCUGAGGGCCUUAGCUCAGUGGCAGAGCACAUGUUUUGCCAAGUUCAGUCCCUGGCAUCUACUGAUAGGACUGAAAAAGACUCCUAUUGGAAACUAUGGAAAGCCACAGUACUAGUGAGUAUUAACUACUAACAGACAGGCCUAUGGUUUGACUUGAUGUAAGGCAGCUUCCUAUGUUUCUGUUGGGUAGGGUAUGUGCUCUUGGAGAUUGCAUGUGCAAAGAAAGUUCGGUUCCUGAAUGGAAAUGCCCUUGGGUUUUUUGGUUGGUUUGUUUUAAUAAGUCUCUUGCACCUUCCUCAAUAAAGUGGUCACGGCAGGGCUGCUUUUUUAAGAAAGAGGAAAAGCUCUCUUGAAAAGUGGACAUAGAAUGAGAUCUUCCAUGGAAUACCUGUUUUCCACCUGUUUCAGGAAGGCCAAAAAGGUCAUGGGGGUUUCUCAAUGAGUAGUUCAUAUCUUGCAGGUUGUGUAAUGUUCUAAAAGAGUAAGUGAUUUCAGAGCUGAACAGCUGUAAAUUGGCGGGGAUGAGAUAUAUUCUUGGAGGAUAAGGCUAUCAGUAGCAAUGUAAAAUUUCCAAGAAUUUUGAAGGCUUGAUGGGAAUUGUUUUGUUUUUUUCAGGGGAGGGGGCAUGAAACUUUUGGAGGAAAUGGGAAAAUAUGCAAAACUUUUCUUUUUCAGCACACUUUACAAAUGGAAAGUCACUUUGUUACUUUCAGGAACUUAAAUGCAUAACUUGGUUUGCCAUAAAAUUAACUUGUUUACCAUUUGUCAUGCGUUUUGGGGGGGCUGGGGGUUAGACCAAAGUGUAGGAGUGGACCAUGAGAAAAUGUUAUUAACAGAGAUCUGUAAUGAUAUACAAGCUUCCGUAAAUACAACUUGUCUCGCAUUAUCAGUCUUUCCAUGCAGUGUGCAGCCUUGUACAGUUCUCAGAGUGUUCAAGGCCUUGCAAGUUCCCAAUGUGAACAAUGUGACCCAGAUUCCUCUGCAGUGUGUUUUGGUGUCUCUGCAGGUGCUUUAGUGUGAGAAGACUUCUACAGCAUCAAGGCACCAAGUUGCUGUGGUGCUGUAGUUCACUGUACCCUCCAGGGAGCUGGAGCACAGGUUUCAGAGAGUCUUGGAAAAUAGUUCAUGUUCUUCAGGCCCAGCAGUAGCUCCUGUGCAGAGCAAAAAGAUGGGGAAAUAACUGAACGUUCAUUGUGCCAGUAACAAAUUCUUAUUCACAAGACCCCAGCUGGCUCAUUGUGUAAUGUUGCUGUUCUUAAAUUGGUGGCAGAACUUGGCAGCGUCAUUGCUGUUGUUGAGCAGUUUCUGCUUUUCUGGCCCUUUUCUAUUUGCUGGUGGCGAAACAGGGUUGACCCAAAAUAAAGGCCCUUUUAAGGGUUCCAGUGUGGCCUAAGGCACCCCUGCAUCAUUUCGUAAAAAUGUGUAAACCCAUCCAUCUUCAGGGUCAGGAAGCUGGUGCAUAAUAAUAAGCAAGAGGGAAGGCCCUUGCAAGGCUGCUGUUGCAUGUCACGGUCAGGAAUUACCGUAUUUUUCACUCCAUAGGGCGCACCGGACCAUAGGGCGCACCUAGUUUUUAGGGGGGGGAAAUCAAGAAAAAAAAUCUUAUUUCCCCCCCAGCCUCAAAGAGCAGUGUACAGGCUGCGCGCAACCUCUCCCUGCCGGAGGGGUUGUGCACGGCUAUGUCACAAGCCAAGGCAGCCAGCGGGAUGGAUACCGCUUGCUGUUUUGGCUUCCUCUUUAGCCCCGCACAACCUCGCCUUGCCGGGAGAGGUUGCGCGAGGCUAAAGAAGCCAUAGCCCUGUGCAGCCUCUCCCUGCCGGAGGGGCUGCGCACGGCUAUCCCUGAAGCCUGGAGAGCGAGAGGGGUCGGUGCACACCGACGCCUCUCGCUCUCCAGGCUUCAGCGAAAGCAACGCGAAGGCUUUGGAGCACGGAGGGAGUGCUCCCUCUGCCCUUCGGAGGCUUACCAUUGCUGUCGCUGAAGCCAAGGAGCCUGCAUUCACUCCAUAGGAUGCACACAAAUUUCCCCUCAAUUUUUGGAGGGGAAAAAGUGCAUCCUAUAGAGCGAAAAAUAUGGUACAUGUGUACACAUUGGGACCCUGAAAUUCACCUGUUGGUGGGUGAUUAUAAUUAGGUUUGGAGGAAGUGCAUCCUUUGAGUUCAAUCCUCAUCUCUGACAGGCUUGUUCUAACCAAUGUGGUGAAGUUAACCUUAGAACAGGAGCUGUCAACCUUUUAGAUCCAGGACACACUUCCAGUUUCUGAAUUUCUGCUUGCCUACUUCAUUUUUUCUCCCUUUCUUAUCUUUAAAUAACAAAUAAAAUAAAAUGGUGGUGGUGCAUACGUGUAUAUAACCAGGAGGUGACUGCCAGUGAUUCCAGUAUAUUAGGUGACCCUUCAGAUCCUUGAUUGACAGAUUUGCUUUGAGUGAUGUUCAUGUCAAGGAGUGAGGGAAGUGAAUUGUGUUGCAAGUAGAUAUCUGAAUUAAAAGAUGCCAGUUUCUCUAAUUUUUCUUUCCUUUUUGUUGUAGGAAUAUAUUAAAGGAAUUUGUGAACCUGAAUUAGAAGAGAGGGAGCAUUAUCCCAAAGACAUGCACUGUAUUUUUGUAGGAGCCCAGAGCCUCUUCUUGAACUGCCUUAUUCAGGGGACCUGUGCUGAUAUUACUGUUGUGGAGAUAGGGACCCUGAACAUUAAGGGUGGUGCUGAACCUGUUGUCAUGGCCAGAAGCCACGUUCAACAGUUUGUGAGUCUCUUCAGAAACAACACAAGUCUGCUGAACAGCAGAGAGUCAGAAGUGAAAAAACAGUUUAAACAACUUGUUGAAGCCCAUGCGGAUAAAUAUACAAUGGACUUGUUGAUCUUACCAAGCUCACUGAAGAGAGAACUACUUAGCCUUGCACAGAGCGAAAGCCAGAAAACAGAAGGUAAAAAUGUGGACCCUGCCAAUUUUGAUGGGACUCCAGAACUUCUUCCCAAUGAAAUACAGAAACGGUCUGCAAUGAACAAUGACUGCAGAACAGGUCAUGAGGAAGCAAGAAACAAUGCAGGUACCCCAGUCACUGAGUUAGCAAAGCAAAUGGACACUCUCUUCCCUGAUGCUCCAGAAAGACAUUUCUUACCUAUAAAUGGACUGAAUUCCUUAGAGACAUCUGCGUGCAAAGAGAGGCAGUCAUGUAAAAGGAGGUCAUCAGAUGCUGAGGAAAGGCUACCAAAGAAACAGUUUUCUUUAGAAAACAAUGUAGUAGUGGUUGAUCUGGUCACUGAUGAAAGCAGCGAGAUGGAUGGUCCGGGUUUGAACACUAAAGAAGGCGAUGAGAUAAGUGAGGAAAUGGAAUACAACAUUUUGGUGAACUUCUUCAAAAGCAUGGGCUACUCACAACAGAUUGUGGAGAAGGUGAUUGGAGACCUCGGACAGUUGGCUGAGCCUCUACUGCUUUUGGAAGAAAUUGAAAGAGAGAGCAAAAAGGUCCCUGAAGAGAAAGACCAGGUUGAUGACCUACAUUGGACUGCUGGGACUUGGGCAGAGAAAGAUAAAGGUAGCUCCAGCAGUAAAGGCCAGCAGGACCGUGGUCUGAAAUUAAAGCAGCCAAAGAAUGCAGAACAAAACAUGACCUCUGCUCCACGAGCACAGUGCAAAGUUGAAGGCAAACCGCAUAUAUCAAACAGUGAAAACCAGACUCCUCUUUCUGGAAGCCAAAAUCCACAAUACAAAGGCUGCAGUAAAGCAGUCUCAAACUAUUAUUAUGAACAGUCUCGUAUUUCCCAAACAAAUGAUAUAGAAAGUGACGGUCAUGUGAAUGCUUGUGAUAGUAUGCAAAGGGUAGUGAAAGGCAGGAAACCAAAAGAGCCCGGCUUGGUAGCAAGGGGUGGCUCGGAGACUCCACACCCACCAGUUGAGAAAGAAACUAUGGUUCUUCAGGCAUGUCCAGACCCCUCAUCUGCGAAGCAUGAUCAGCAUGGACGAUGUAAUCCUUUGCAGCUUGGAGCCAGGCAGUUCCCACCCCCAAAAACAAAUCAUCUCGUAGAGCAUCUGCAAAUGACUGCCCCUUCCUCAGAAAGGAGAAAAGGAGGGUCAUACAGUCAUCAUGCUGACCCUUCAGUCACUGGGAUUCAGAGGUUUAAAGAAUCUUUGAAAACACCAUACAAGUUGGAAUUGAAAAAUGAGCCAGGGAAAGACCACUUAAAGUACAUAGUAAUAGAUGGCAGCAAUGUUGCAAUUGCGUGAGUAUUGAUGACUGUUGGGUUUCAGUAGCAUUUCAGAGUGAAACCAGAUGUGGGAGGGGGGCCGAAUUACAAAAAAGUGCAUGUAUUUAGAGCCAGGGUGGGGUGGGGAAGCAGAUUUUACCAGGACUAGCAUAGCUUUUCAAUCAAGAUCCUUUAUUAGCCAUAGCAAACCACACAUUAUCAAACAGACACUGUAUACAAAUUGUGGAAAAAACGAACGCAUAGCUUUUCCUGGUGAGAGGUGUGGGAAAUUUAGAGCAGACUCUUUUCUCUCUCCUUUUGACAUGUUGGACCAUUUAAAUGUUCUGUAGCAAUGAAUAAUAUCCAGAUAUCUAAAGUAAAGAAAACCUAUUGUUUUGUACACCAAUAGUUACAUGAAGCUUGGCCAGUGAGAUGGCCAGACAUGAAUUUUUUAACCAGAAAAACAUUGGCAAUAUAACCAAAAGUUCCCGCAGCAUGUGCCAGUCUGGAGUAUCCUGUUUGAUUUCUGAGCAAGCCAGCUGUAGCACACUCUUAAGACAUGCACUUCAGUUGUCACUCGUGCUUUCUUUAUGGUGCUUGAGUUAUGUGUCCUCGGCCAGUUCUUUACCCUGUUUUGGACUUGCCUCUUUUCACAACCAUCAUGCGUGCUUAAGCUUCACUGAGGAAUAUACUGCAGGUUCAAAUCAUCCCACUUGUGUGAAUGAAAGCUACAUAACAAUUGAGAUUGUUCCUUGUGCUUCAUAUAUGUUAGCUUAAUCAUCCUUACAACAGCACUAGAAGGAAGGUCAUAAUUUUAUUAGUCACAGCUCAGGUGAGGGUGUGAGUAGGUUGCUGAAGCCACCCAGUAAGUUCACCUUUGAAACAAGAUUUGCGCUGGGGACUUCCAAGCAAACAGCUUACAUUCAUUGUUGCUAUGCUUCAUGGGCUCUGUCAUAUUUGUGAUACAUGUUCAUGUUUCUGAAGCUUUCUGAUUAACCUCUGAAAAGUCACCAUCUCUUAGCCUUACCUGCAUGAAAAGUUCCUUGUAGGAAGGGUGGAAUCCAGUAGCAGGGUAAAUAAAAAUUGUCAGACUAUUUGUCUUUUGUGAAAAGUGUGAAGAGGAAGGGUUAUUGGUAGCAUUCUAGACAUGGCUGGGAAAACCUGAAAUGUUUUGGAGCUGGAUUUCUUUUGGUUUUUUUACAUGUUACAUUUAUUUAAGGCCCCAUAUGAUAAGGGCUGUCUUACAAUUGAGAGCUCUUCUCCACAUUGCUGGCUUCAAGAUUUUGGGGGGACUUUGAGCAAGACACCUUCAAUUGCCAACUGUUAAACAAGACGAGGCAGAAAAUUCCCCCUCAGUGUUCCCACCUUUCUACCUGUCCUGUACAAAGUGAGGAUUGCUGUGUGAAUGAAAGAGUGGGCACUAUUGGUCUUGGGGCUUGGCAGAUAUCCUCUGCUGCUCUUAGGGCUCUUCGACCUUGAAUUGCUGAGUCUACUGUCAUUCGCUUGCAUUUCAUGACCUUGAGUUCUAGUUUUACAGGAGAGAAAGAAAAUACUGUCUCCACCUCAACACAUGCCAUCCUGUAGCAGCUUCUUUUGUAGUAUGGAGCCUUCUUUCCUCUUGCCUGUAGUAUUGAACUAAAGGCAUGAAGUAAAACUAAGCACUCCACCAAGCAAUGCCAACAAUAGUCUAGAAUAAUAAAUCAAGAUCAUGUACACACUUGUCCCUCCCUCUUAAAACUAGGGUUGUUACCCAGUUAAAGACAUAUUAAUUAGAUGGGUUUUAGUUGAUUGGUGGAUUCAAUUUCUGUUCAGCUAGUAAAAAAUAAUAAUUCUAAAACACAGUGCAUGUAUAGAUGAUGCAUGCAUGUGUCAAGGACACCACCUUAGAGCCAUUCCAUUUUGUUCAGUGGAAAUGUGGGAUUACUUCUUUUGUUUAUGGUUGGCAGUUUUUUAUAAGUACAGUACUUGUGUUAAAUAAUAUACGUUGUUGUUGUUUUUAAAGAGUCUUGUAGCACCCUAAAGACUAGCAAAUUGAUGAUGGUAUAAGCUUCCAUAUUAUCCUAGUUAUAUGAAUACAUGCAGAAGCUGCUACUUAACUAAUCGGGACACAUUCCUGGUCUAAUUUAAUCAGAAUAUUGCAGCACUUGUAAGACCUAAUUUUCUCUUCUACUGUAUGCCACUUUUCUGUAACUGACUUUAGAACAGGUUAUUGCAGGAUAGUUUUGUUUUGUUUGUAAAUCUUAGCAGUGGGGAUUUGCUUACCUACCAAAACACAGAAUGUAAAUAAUCUUUGGUUAACACUGGAGAGCCUCUUUUAGGUUCACUAUAACAGUUGCUCCAAAUUUUGACCCAAGCCAUUUGCUAUUGAAACAAAUAGAUGUUACACAACACCACACUUACUGUUGGGCAAACCUAUUUCUUUGGCACAAGGAAAUGAUGCAGCAGAAUUAUUAUCAUUUAUUGUAUUUAUAUCCCGCCCUUCCUCCCCAAGGAGCUCCUUUUUAACUGUAGGAUCCCUGCAUCAUCUUUCAGUGAAAUUACAGAGUUAAAAUUAAAACUAAGCCAUGCAGUAAUUCCAAAAUUAAGAACCUGUGAGCAUCUUAACAGAGAUCAGAUCUAGCCGCUAACUUGCAGCCCAAAAGCUUCCUGAGAGAAAGAGAGAGGUAUUGACUACUCCAGAAAACCACAACAGACCUUUUACAUCCAGACUAACAGGCAGGUAAUUUCAGAAGGAAGGUGUUACAUGAGUUCACUGUGACCUCACUAGAUGUCAACCUCACCCCUGAAGGCAGUGGCCUUCAGGGUGGAACUACCCAUUGCAUGAAUAUAUGUGUACAGUAACCAAAAAACCCCGCCCUGAUUGCUGACUUUCCUAGGGAAGGGAAAUUUUGAGUAGAGAAAUUCUGGGUGUACAUCCUGAAUCCUGUCCAUACCUUCGACUCCAAAUUGUUUUCCCAACUCAAGCUGCCUUUCCUCAUUCCAGAGAACUUCCAGAGACUUGUUUUUUCAUUCAUAGAAUCAUAGAGUUGGAAGAGACCACAAGGGCCAUCGAGUCCAACCCUCUGCCAAGCAGGAAACACCAUCAGAGCACUCCUGACAUAUGGUUGUCAAGCCUCUGCUUAAAGACCUCCAAAGAAGGAGACUCCACCACACUCCUUGGCAGCAAAUUCCACUGUCGAACAGCUCUUACUGUCAGGAAGUUCUUCCUAAUGUUUAGGUGGAAUCUUCUUUCUUGUAGUUUGGAUCCAUUGCUCCGUGUCCGCUUCUCUGGAGCAGCAGAAAACAACCUUUCUCCCUCCUCUAUGUGACAUCCUUUUAUAUAUUUGAACAUGGCUAUCAUAUCACCCCUUAACCUCCUCUUCUCCAGGCUAAACAUGCCCAGCUCCCUUAGCCGUUCCUCAUAAGGCAUCGUUUCCAGGCCUUUGACCAUUUUGGUUGCCCUCCUCUGGACACGUUCCAGUUUGUCAGUGUCCUUCUUGAACUGUGGUGCCCAGAACUGGACACAGUACUCCAGGUGAGGUCUGACCAGAGCAGAAUACAGUGGCACUAUUACUUCCCUUGAUCUAGAUGCUAUACUCCUAUUGAUGCAGCCCAGAAUUGCAUUGGCUUUUUUAGCUGCCACGUCACACUGUUGGCUCAUGUCAGGUUUGUGGUCAACCCAGACUCCUAGAUCCUUUUCACAUGUACUGCUCUCAAGCCAGGUGUCACCCAUCUUGUGUUUGUGCCUCUCAUUUUUUUUUGCCCAAGUGCAAUACUUUACAUUUCUCCCUGUUAAAAUUCAUCUUGUUUGUUUUGGCCCAGUUCUCUAAUCUGUCAAGGUCGUUUUGAAGUCCAGGGAUUCAUUUGGAGAGAACCAAGCAAAUGCUUGGAACACGAGAGAGAGGAGAAAUUAAGUACGCUAUUCCCCAGUUAUUUUUUUUUUCUUUUGCAAAUCCCUCUCCCAUUGAAAGAAAAACAUUUUCUGGGAGUUUUCUUCCUCUCUGAGAAGAAAUACAAAUCAUAUUCUUCUAAAUGAAUUUUCAAGUGGCAAGAGCCCAUUUCAGGCAUUCUACAUCCAAGUACAAUAAAUACACAUUGGAGACUAAUGUGUUGGCUCUGCCUCCCCAUUGGCUACUCUAAUUGCCCUUCACCAGGUGGAGGAUGAAGUUCUGAAGUGGGGAUUUCUCUGGCCUCUCAUUGAGAAGAGUAGGCUUUGCAUUUCAGAAGAUCACCCUCCAUCUCAUGGAAAGCACCUGGAACAGCAAUGCAGGGGAGCAAAGCUAGCACACUUGUCUCUGCUGCUCUGCUUUUGUGAUGAAGAUGAUGCUGUAGAUUUAUCCUACUGUAGGGGAAGCAGUGGUUUGGGUUUCGUUACACGUAUCAUCUAUGUUAGGCCUUUGGAUCAGGGCCUCUCUGGAUGAUCUCCACAUUAGGAAGAUGCCCAUAGUAUGCCUCAGGUCUGUAGUUAGAAACAUGCUGAGGAAGCCAGAGAGGGGAGGUAUUGUAGAACAGAUGAAACCUAAAUACAGGUAGCCCAAUAUGUUUAAAUCUGUAUUAAAUACCAAUAUAGACUAGAGUUUGUAAAAGGAAAAGGAAGGAAUCAAUACUUCCCUGUUAUUCCAAGGCCCUUGUAGUAAUCGGCUAGAACAAAUUUACUUGUUAGUGUGUAAUUGGGUAGACUUUUGCCUCCAUGUUUUCAGGACCAGAAAAGAGGUUUGGAGCCAUAGGGCUGUAUCUGAGAGCAGGGCCAGUGGCUUGGGUGGACAUGUCCUUCUGCCCAGCCAAUCAAACUGUCCACUGCCAGUGAUGUGGAGCUUCCCUUUCAGCCCACCAAAGAGGCAGGCAAAAGUGCUGGUGGUAGCCAGUGAAAGUGUUUGGAUGAAGAAAAGGCUGGUCUGGCCCAGGGUCUGUUGAAUAUGAUGCCAGUCACGCUACCAGUGCAUUGGGGCAUCAGGCCUGACUGCUAUGCCAGCUCCUGCUUGUAGCAGCAAUCAUCCUUUUCUUCUCCCCCUCUACCUCGCCCCCCCCCCCCCGGCUUGCUGCUGUGCAGGGCUGCAAAUGGGGCCAUGGCCCUGCCCCUCCACAAAACUGCUGGGUAGUGGCCAUGGUUGUAUUGCAGGGAUGAGACUCAUCAAUGAUCAGUAGAUUCAUUGAGAUCAAUGGAGAGAGUAUACCCAUAGUUGUUAUCCCUGAAAGGCCAGGUUUCUCAGGGAUUACAUCCAUGGUGCUCUUCUUCAUUCCCUACAAAGAUAAUGCCAUCUCCCUGAAUUGUGCACAGGAGCAUACCGAUAAGUGUAAAUUUGUCAGUGUGGUGUGGAAUAGUUGAUGGGAUAUUAACACCACCAAGUUCACUAUCCAAAAAGCUAAAGAGCCAAGUUAGGGUAGUCAAUAUGGGGCUCUCCCAAUGUUGUUGGAUUCCAGCUCCCACAAUCCUUGGCCAUGCUGGCUGGGGCUGAGGGGAGUUGGAGUUUGCUGGCCACUCUUGGACUAAAUAAGGUAGCCUGUGUGCUCUCAGCACAUGUUGCCAAGGCUGUAGUGCCUCACCAUACUGCUUUUUAAGCUGAACAGGGGGAGCAAUUUUCAGUUGUGAUAUUGCAGGGAGGGGGCAGCCUGUAAUAUGGGGGUGUGGAAAAUGCACCAUUGUGAAAUCACUGGACUCCAGAAUAAACUGCUAUUACAAAGGGGGAGGGGUGCAUUAAAAAUCCGCUGAUGUGAACAAUUUCUUAGUUCUUCAAAAAGCUCAGAAAAUAGUGAUGUAAAAUGAAAGUCACAACUAUGAUUCAUCUUAAAUUCCAGUUUUUGCCCAGACUGGGACUAAUGGGGAAGGGUAUGCAAAUAGUUGACACUGUGUAAUAAUUCUAUGCAUCAUGUUUUAACUGUGAACUUAUUAAAGGAAGCGUGUGGCCUUCAUUGGGUAUUUUGAGACUUUUGCAAUGAUCACUGAAGGGUGGAUAUCAUGCAAUGUGUAAACCAAGCAAAGUUAUGGUGUGGUUUUGCUUCUGCCAUUAGCUCAUGAUUUAUUUUGUCCAAAAUUAUACAUCUAUAUAUAAUAUAAUAAUAAUGCACACGAAAGCUCAUACCAAUAGCAAACUUAGUUGGUCUCUAAGGUGCUACUGAAAGGAAUUUUUAUUAUUAUUAUUUUGUUUUGACUACGGCAGACCAACACGGCUACCUACCUAUAUCUAUGUAUAGUGAGGUGAUUAUUUGCACCCUCAAUUUCUGUUUAUUUAUCCUUCUCCCAUAUGCACAUAAAUAGAAUAAACACCCAUCUGGUGGACCCCUCCUGUAACUCAGGAUAUUGUAUAGAGAAGUCAGUGACUGGUAGCCAGACAAAUAGGAUCUGCAACAAAAUGUUGCAGUGUAGUGUCAGGGUGUCAGCAUGCCAUGCCAUCUCCCUUAUUUUCUCCUUUUCACCUCUCAACGCAGAGUCCACCUUCCAUGUCCCCGAUCAUGCUUGGUUCUUGGUGGACUGUUCUUCAGAUUCCUGCUUUAAAAAUAUAAUAAUAAAAACUUUAUUUGGGUGUACUUCCGCAGACUUUGGUGCUCCCCCAAGUCUGCUGAAUCUCUUUGCAGGGAGUCAUGGUAUUUUGGCUACAUAUGGGCCCACACUUGUUGAAUGCACUUGGUAUUAAUCCUUGAGAUAAUUAUAGCUAGAAGUUAUUUCCAGGUUAAAAGGGCCACUGAUUAUCACUUGCUGGGGAGCAACAUUGCCUCAUUCUCCUGUGGACUUCAUGGGGUAUCUGAUUGGCCACUGUAGGUCCCAGAAAGCUGAACUAGAUAGGACUUGAACUGCUCAAGCAUUGCUUGCCCUUAUGGUCUUUGAAUGUAGAGGGGUAGGCUCCAGGCUGGUAAAGUGUAGAAAAUUCUGUUCCAAAAAGUCAUGAUUAAAAUAUUGUGUGUUGGUAUGUCAGUCAUGACGCUUCUUCCAGUCAUCCUUGCCCAUCAUACUUUGCCAAUUCUCCAACCCACCUGAGUUGCAACUCCUGCUGAGAAGCAACAGGCAGCUUUGUCUGAGGACAGAUAUUUCUAUUGCAACUCUGCAUUGAUUGGCUCAUUUUGCUACAUCCAGGACAGAGAUGUGGUUAAAUGCACCUUUGCAGUGGAAUGUUGAUUUGUAAGGGGUCAGGCCUGAAGUACUGUCUCUUCCAGAGUUUCUGAAGGCAGCCUCCUCUGUGGAUUGAUCAUUUGGGCUCACAUAAUUUCUCCCAUUGCACAAGUGUGUCCUGGUGCAGGGUUUGGAAAUUAUACCUGAGUGAAUAUUCCAGGGUUUUUUCCCAAGGAGGAAAGAGGAAAUAAAAGAAAUAGGUGGUGGCAGGUGUUCUUCUUUGGAUUGUCUAGCAAGACACUUCAUAAAUUGCUGCAAAGUACACGACAGCAACUCUGAAGCUUCAGUGCCCUGUUUUCUUAGACUGCAUCCACACUGGACAUUUCCAGCACAUGACUUCCCCCAAUGAGACCAAGGAAGUGGCCAUGUGCUUUUAAUGGAUGGAGUGUAUGCAACCUUAGUUUGGUAUAAUGGCCUUCAGCCUUCCCAGUUCCAAAGCCCACAUUUAGUACAACAUGGGGCCUGUUUUGCUGUUUCUUUCUCUAUAUCUUGACCUGGCCUUGGGCAAGCUUCUCUUUCUGUCACCUAAUCUGCCCCUUGUUGCGUGCUGAGCCUCGAGAUUGUAACUAGCUUUGAAGCAUACCAGGAAGGAAGUCUAAAUAAACAGAACUACCAAGAGUGAAGCACGUACAGCUGGUUUAUUUUGUUCCUCCCAGUUACUAAGCUUGCAGUCCCUCUUCUGUUGCAAGGACACAAGUGUGCAAUAAACAUUUUAACAAAGAGUUAUUACAACCCUCUUAGAGAUCUUGAAAUGUUGUGAUUGACUAUAAGGCUAAAACUACAAGAUAAUAGUCACGUGGGGUUUUUUUUUUCUUGUAAAACUCCCUUUAAAAAAAAACGGCUGCCCAGGCUGCAAUCUCUAAUGCAAGGUUGGUGUGUGUAGGGGGUGGUUUUGGACAGUUUUCCACCUCCAGAGCAACUUCUCUGACUGCUGUUUGGCCCCAUGGGAGGGAGAAUGUUUUCUCUAUGGGGUCAGAAGGGGUUGCUGUUGCAAGUAAGUUGUUCAGUUUUGGUGUGCCACAAGGAAAGUAAAUAAGAUGGUGGGAAUGAGACACCAAUGGGCCUGUGGGAACCCUGCUUUAAAAACCUUGAAGUAAGACAAUACAAGAGAAAACAACUCUGUUUUUAUGUAGCACUGAGCGGCAUAACAUAGUAUUAGCUUUGCCAAGGGAGUUCCUGCACAAACAUGACUGGUUACAUAAGCCUAAAUGUUUCUCUGUCACAGGUUAGCGGCAGCAGGACAAACAAGGGGAGGAGAAAAAUUAUUAAGGGGGAAGACAAGUAGAAAAGGGGGCAGUUUUCCAUGGCUCUUUUGAGCUUUCCCAUGUAGCUGCUGCAGCAGGGAGCCUUUUCUACUCAUGGGGGUUUCUUGCGUGAUCAAGGACCUUGGAAGAUGGUUGUCCUUAAUUGCAUGGGAAGCCUUCAUGACUGAACAUGGAGAAGCAAGACGUGGUGCCCGAGGGAGGGGCGGUCCUACAGAAUUUUUCUACUUAUGUUUCCCAACUGACUUCGAUAUAAAUGACUUUGAUAUAACGUCCUUCCAGCAUCCAAAUUCCAUAGACCUUCAGAUUGGCUAACCCCCCCCCCAAUAAAUAAAUCAGCGAGGAGUACCAUUGGUGGACUGCAUCAUUUCAUUUGUACAAACAGUUCACUUCUUACCUUUACAUGCUUUUUCAUCUUGUAUGUUUAGCAGUUGAUUUCUUGUAAAGCAGACACUGAUGAUUAGCAAACAUUACUCUGCUCCUUUCUUUCCUUUCUGCAGCCAUGGUCUACAGAAGAUCUUCUCAUGUCGGGGAAUUGCAAUUGCUGUUGAUCACUUUUGGAAACGUGGCCACAGAAAGAUCACUGUGUUUGUCCCACAGUGGCGAACAAGGAGAGAUUCUAACAUUACAGGUAAAAGAUCUAAUGGGGUUGUGCUUGCUUUGGAGUUUCACAAUUCCCAUCUCCUGUAUUCAAUUUUUAUUUACAAAAUGACACUACUGGAAGUAAGCUGGUACCUAGUAAACAAUUUGGAUUUGUUUAAUUUUAUAUAUAAAAUAAAAAGGGGCACAGGUGGCGCUGUGGGUUAAACCACAGAGCCCAGGGCUUGCCGAUCAGAAGGUCGGCGGUUCGAAUCCCCGCGGUGGGGUGAGCUCCCAUUGUUCGGUCCCUGCUGCUGCCAACCUAGCAGUUUGAAAGCACAGUGCAAGUAGAUAAAUAUGUACUGCUCCGGCGGGAAGGUAAACGGCGUUUCCAUGUGCUGCUCUGGUUCGCCAAAAGUGGCUUAGUCAUGCUGGCCACAUGACCCCGAAGCUGUCUGCGGACAAACGCCGGCUCCCUCAGCCUAUAGAGCGAGAUGAGUGCGCAACCCCAGAGUCGGUCACGACUGGACCUAAUGGUCAGGGGUCCCUUUACCUUUUAUAUAUAAAAUGGCACAUUUUCCUAACAUUCUGUCCUAUAUGAGCAUGACCAAAAAACUGGAUUCUGGGGAGGUUGUACAAAUGAAUGAAUGGGGCUAUACCAUUUUAGUGAGGAGCUCCAAGGGCUUGCUGUUCUUUCAGCCUCUUUUCCUUCCUUCCUUCCUUCCUUCCUUCCUUCCUUCCUUCCUUCCUUCCUCUCUCUCUCUCUCUCCCUCCCCUCCCCUCCCCUCCCCUCCCUCCCCAUCCCCAACUCAGGGAUAACAAAACAGACCUUUGUAAAAGUUAGUACAAUGGGCACUCUUUGAAUGCUCUGAUUCACUUGAUAUAAUAGUACAUUGCAAUAGUUACUUUUCUGCCAAAAUAAAAUCCUGCACAAAACAUCUGUUCUUUCUAAACUCAGUUCUUUUCAAUGUGUUCUUUUUUAUUUUCGUUUUAAUAGAACAGCAUUUCUUAACCCAGCUCCAGGAUGUUGGUAUUUUGGCACUCACCCCUGCAAGGGUUGUAUUUGGAGCCAGGAUUGCAUCUCAUGAUGACAGGUAAAAAGAGUUUGUGUACCUGAUGGACAGUUAUGCGACUCCUAGUUCUUCUCAAGAGGAGCCAUUUAUUGAGUUGGGAAAUGGGAUACGCAUCUGUUUUGUCCUGUUAACAUAUUAUUCUGUGUUGCUUUUAAGAUAGCAUACCUUUGUGAGAUGUGUUCCACUUAAUAUAAGUCUCCAGGUUCUGAAUGUGAAUGUAUGAAGAAGCUAUUCUAGGGACUUCUUCAUACUAAGAGUGGGCUCUGCCACUGAGCUGUGGUCCCUUCUUCAAUCCACUUGACCAUCUCACAGUUUUUUUACCUCUUUUUCCUGCAUAUGCAGACCAAGCUGAAGUGUUGAACAGCCACACGUCAUUCAUGCACAUAUGAUUCAGCUCAUCGUCAAGGGAAAAGUGUAGACUUGCCCAGUGUGGUGUAGUGGUUAAGAGCGGUAGUCUCCUAAUCUGGGGAACCGGGUUCGCGUCUCCGCUCCUCCACAUGCAGCUGCUGGGUGACCUUGGGCCAGUCACACUUCCUUGAAGUCUCUCAGCCCCACUCACCUCAUAGAGUGUUUGUUGUGGGGGAGGAAGGGAAAGGAGAAUGUUAGCCGCUUUGAGACUCCUUAAAGGGAGUGAAAGGCGGGAUAUCAAAUCCAAACUCUUCUUCUUCUUGUUGUUGUUCUACAGACUAAGCACUGUCCCUGUGUGUGUCCAGUUCUAAGUUGGUACAAAAUGUUGCUGAUCACCCUCUUUAUUUUAUUUUUUUAAUGAUGCAUUUGCAUUAUUUAGAAACCUUUUCUGGAACACAUUCAUUGUUAUCUUGCCUUAAUUUAAGAAUUAAUAACCAAUUUAAUUAUAAACCUAUAGCCCAAGUUUCCUAAUGGAUGUAAUGCCUGGAACAGGAUCCAAAGACCUACUUUGCAUAUCGUUUAGUCCCAAGCCUUCUGUGAAACAACAGAUGUGUGGUUUUUUUGUAUGCUGGCCAGCUCAGAUUUAGGCAUCCCCAGAACAAUAUAUGGUCUGCAGCACUAUAAUAAUAAUAGCAGUAGUAAUAAUAUCAUCAUCCUCAUUUCCCAUCCAGGCCCUGACUAAACCCAGACCUGUUUUGCUUUAGUAAGGUGGCCAAAUCAUCAGCCACCUAGGAAGCACAGCAGCUGCUUUCCUGUGCAACUUCCAGCGGGUCACAAAACCAGGAUUACUCAAUCCACAGUAACACAUGGCUGCUUUGUUGCCCAGAAACUUAUUCAGUUCAAGGAUGCUGAUUCUCCCAACAAAUGUUGUUGUAGGUUUUUGCUACAUCUCGCUGAAAAGACUGGAGGAGUUAUUGUCACCAAUGAUAAUCUCAGAGAAUUUGUGGAUGAGUCCACAUCCUGGAGGGAGAUUAUUCAAAAGAGGUAAUGUGUUAAUUUUGUUCAGUUACAAACAUGUGCAGUGGGCAGGUAGACAAGUGGUCGGUUACAAUAUUUAGUUGGGGGGGGGCUGAUAAAAGUUGUUUUGGCUUAAUCACUUAAUUUAGAUAAAAGUUGUUUUGGCUUAAUCACUUAAUUUAGAUAGUCUUAUUGAUUUUGCCAGAGAUGGGGAACCUUGUAGCCCUAUAGUUGUUCUUGGGCUCCAGACUUCUAACACCCAUUAUCCUCAGCAAGCACGGUCAGUGGUCAGGGGUGAUGGGAGUUGUAGUGUGACCACACCCUGAGAACUACAGGUUCCCUGCUCCCGUUUUAUGUUGAGGUGAUUGGUGUUCCCUAUCCGAUUCUGCAUCUUUCUUUCUCAGGUUUGUUUUUGGAUUUGGGGCACAGGGCAAUUGAAUUGCCAAUCAGCUCUCUGCCAUGGCUGGAACAUGAAUUCCCUGGUGGCAAAACCCCAUCAGCACACAUUCACCAGCUUUAUAACCUGAGAGAGCUCAUACUUAGUGAGCCACCUCCAGAUAGAGCAGAGGGAAGCUUGGCCAUCAUGUGUCCCCAGCGUCUCACAGGCAAACUCCUGAAAUCACUCUGUUGAAACUUCUCGUGGAUUUUUAGAUUCUGAGACUGUGAAUGGCAUCAUUACCAUAUAUCUUUGCAAUACAAUGUGGAACAGGUGAUUGGGAAAGGACCCAAUUCAACAAAGCAGUGUUUGAACUAAAGCUCUCCUAGGAUUAGAACUGCAGUGGAUUUCUGUGAGGCUGGAUUCCGCCCGCUGAAUUUGUGCUGCCCACAAGCAUAGAAGUUCAGUAGUAAAGUGCACAUGUUGUAUGAAGAACGUCCCAGGCUCAAUCCCCUGUGUGUCUCUACAGUUAAAAGGAUCUUUGAUACUAUAGCUGGGGAAGACCUCUGCUCAGGAUCCUGGAGAAUUGCUGCCAGUUAGAGUAUAGCAGCCUUCCCCAACUUGGUGCCCUCCAGAUGUUGUUAGGCUACAACUCCCAUCAUCCUUAUUAGCCAUAGUGGCUAGGGCUUAUGUGCUUGGAUUCCGGUUGUCUGGAGAGCAUCAGAUUAGGGAAGGGUAAAGAAUGGAGGACUAGUUAAACCUAUGGUCUCAUCAGGUUUAGGACUGUUUCAUGAUUUGAUAGUGUCCUGCCAGAGAGCCCUCCCCGCAGAGAACACCAGCUGUAUGUUUGUAUAGUGUGUGAAUGUUGAGAUUACUUCUGUCUAUAAAUCUGAAUGUUGCUUUCCUUCCUGCUACUUUUCCUCACUGCCUGUUUUGGUGUUGCAGGCUGCUGCCGUACACUUUUGUUGGAGACUUCUUCAUGGUUCCUGAUGAUCCUCUGGGACGAAAUGGACCAGGAAUAGAACGUUUCCUUCAGGAGGAAACCCGUUUCAGGUAGAGUACCCUGUGGGGCUUAAGGGAAAACAGAUGCCACCAUUGAAUCAAAGCCCUUCGUGUGACUGAGAAGGUCAUGAGAUGUAAAUCACACCACAUAAGACCUUAGAUAGGAAGAAGCAGUGGUUUUGCAGGAGGAAUUGCUUGUCGUCAGUUACCACAGCUAUCUCUGUGUGGUGAUGCCAAGUACAUUUGUAUAACAUUGGAUUGUAACAUCAAGAAAAGGAAGGCAAGUGUUCUGGUAACAUCCUUUGAUGUUAGAUUGUGGUGUGUCACAUGACGACAUUGGACACACUGCAGAUGGAGCUGUGAUGCACUUUCAUGAAUAGCUGGUCUGCUGCAUCAGCUGUUAGAAGAUCUGCUGCUUGCUUGCGAUGGGCACAUGCUUUGUUACCUGUGUCCGGUCUGCAUCUGGGAGGGGCUCAGUUCUUUGUCCUUUAUCAUGUAAAGCUUUAUUGUGCUUUAUUGUGUUUAAAGGUCAGGUAAAAAUGACUUGCAUAAAAUGUUGAAUACAUAAGCAAAGCAAGGUCUAAUCUGAACUGCUGUUUCUAUGCUAUGGCACUUCAAGGUUAGAAAGUUCUGUAAUUGUAUUGGUGACUUGUAAAAGUCCCAUCAAAUGCAGAGGAAUAUUUUAUUAUGAUUAAAUGUGUGCAUCUUCCCUUAUCACCAGCCAUAUCAAGAUUAUUAUUAUUAUUAUUAUUUUAAAUGACAAAUGUGGAAAGAGACAACUUGAAAUGUCAAAUCAGUGUUACUUUCUACUGAAAGCAAAAUAAAUUACUCUGUCAUCCAGAGUUCUUUAACAAAUUUAAACCUUAAAUCAGGCUUCCUCAACCUCGGCCCUCCAGAUGUUUUGAGACUACAAUUCUCAUCAUCCCUGAUCACUGGUCCUGUUAGCUAGGGAUGAUGGGAGUUGUAGUCCCAAAACAUCUGGAGGGCCGAGUUUGCCUAUGCCUGUUUUAGAACAUCUUUCUUUUUAGACCCCAUGGAAACAUGGGAGAUGGUUGUUCUCUUGCCUUCCUAGUUUUAAAUGUUGUUUUUGUUCUCCAGAGGUGUUCCACCCCAACAUGGCCAUGGAAGUGGCGGCCCACCUCCUUUUGGGACAUCGCAUUUCCUGAUGCCAACUGAUGGUAGUGGACAGUUGCCAAAGAGCCCGUUACCUGGUGCCGUACCUGCUUUGACUAUGUUUCCACCAGCACCUCAUGCUAACCCAGCCCUCCCCCCGCAUCCAAGAUCUACUGCAGAAACAAUCCACUUAAGAGAAGCCUUGAGAAAAAUCUUCCCUACGUCCGAGCAGAGGGAGAAGAUAGAAGAGAUACUUGCCCAGCAUCCCCACAUGAGGGACAUGAAUGCCCUGUCUGCAAUGGUGCUUGAUUUGGGCUGAUGCACACAACCGCAAAGCUUUGGAUUCUGCAGUUUGGAUUGUUAAUGUAAAGAUGCAUACGAGCUGGUGUUAGGCCAUCUGUGAAUAGUCAAAACUUAAUCCUUUUGUAUAAAAAAAUUGUUAAUAUUUGGAUGAUUCACUGAUCCCCCUUUUUUAUUCAUCUAAGUUAUGUUGCUUUUACAAAAUUGUAUUGAUGCAUUUUUUUAAAAAAAAGAAAACAAGUCUUUAUUUCUGACUGGCUUGAAAAUUGUUUACAAAACUUCAAGUUAUUUGGGAAAUAAGUAGAUCUGACAGCAGAUCUAAGUUCUGCUUAAAAUUGAAUUCAUAUUUGCAGGUUUCUUAAUGGGCAUUAUUUCUUCUCUCAUUGCCUGAUUUAAUAGACAGAGGUGAAUUUUCAGUGAGCAAAUUAUGGCCAUUUCAUAUAUCCUGGUCAUGCAAGUGCUGGAGGUCUCCAUCUUAAGGCAAAAUACUUUCUUGACUACUGCAUGCAAGCCCUUGGCUUGCUAUUGGCUGAAUUUUUACAAUAUCACACAGUCCAAAUACAGGCUAAUGGGGGUAGCUGUGCCAAUGAAGCUUUUGGAGAAUGCUCAGGAAGAACAUGUUAGAAUUUUGUCACUUCCUGAAAACCAUUGUAGUCCAAUUUAGUUUGCUAGCUUUUAUUACAAUAUGUGUUGUUUCUCAGUUUGGAAAAAAAACAUUGGAAGAAAACAUUUCUUCCCAACUUCUUAUAGUGGGCAAUAAAAACAAAUUGUUUUAUGGCAUUACCACUUGAUAUCAAUGAAGUUGUUGUAGAGCAUUUGUACCGGUAGGAAGCUUUUGAAGGUGGCUCUGCUCAAGCCGAGUGCUCCUCCUCCCUUUGUGAGAAGCUACAAGGUGCUUCAACGCUUGGGUUCACAUAGUACCAUUUGAACACUGAUUUAGUGUGUUUGGGGUACAAUAUGCAACCACAUCUUUGGCUUGAUCUGAGAGAAUAUAUCUGUGACCUCACGGCUGGAAAAGCGGGGAAAGAAAGUCAUGUGUACAACCACCUUAGAAUGGGCCCUCACUGAAAAAGCAGGGCAUCUACAGCAGGGUUGGGGAACCUGCCUUUAAAAUAUAUCUCAGCAUCUUUCAUAGAAUGGGUAGUUGUGCACACAUGCUUCCAGUAGUAGAAGCAUGUUUAGGAAUGCAAGGAGCAAAGUAAACUUGGAGUGGCGCCAACUUUGCCUUGCACUGUUAAAGAGCACCACCUCUUAACAAUUCAACUUAAGGGAGAGGAAGGAAGAUGGCACGAGUAAUUGUCAAGGGAACAGUUCCCUUGCUCCCCCACCCCAUUUUAGCACACCAACAGUUGUCAAACAAGCCUCUUGACAAGUGUUCUUGGCUUUGUAGGAAUUCCCCUCCGCUUGAAAGAAUGAUAAACCGGUCUGUUUAACCAC
Molecule: messenger RNA, 28871 nt
Organism: Podarcis lilfordi (Lilford's wall lizard)
Lineage: Eukaryota; Metazoa; Chordata; Lepidosauria; Squamata; Lacertidae
Source: the annotation of a GenBank genome assembly